GUUUAGCUGCAGAAAUAUCUGUCAUAUAAACAUAUCACCGGUCAGCAAAACUGUAGCAACGGGCUGUUAGAAAAUGGCCAGGUACUUGAGACCCCCUAAUACCUCUCUGUUCGUCAGAAACAUCGCCGACGAGUCCAGAAUGGUAAAGAUACAGUUCUGGAGACCCCACACCAAAGAAAGUUGAAAGGCGGUUGUAGAGUAGAUUCAAGCCAAAGACACCCAGGCGACAAGCGAUAGUGGAAUUUGGAAAAUAAAGAGAGAGCAAAAGCAUGAAGAUACAAAGAGGAGAAAAGAGAGCACACCCAGGCCAUUCCAUUUGUCUACCAAAGGGAGGAAAAGUGUUUAUUGGGCAAAGACAAGCAGGAAACCUCAAGUUCUUCUGCCAAGACAAUAAAGAACGAGCUGAAGGUCAAAGGUCAAGCAUGUUAAAGGUAACAAGACAAACUUUGUACGUCCGGGAUGCAGAGGACGCUCUUCACAACCUGGACCGGAAAUGGGUUUGCGGGCGCCAGAUUGAGAUCCAGUUCGCCCAGGGAGACCGCAAGACCCCAAACCAGAUGAAAACCAAGGAGCGGCACUCGCCCCGCAGUUUCUCCCGCUAUGAAGACGAUCGGGAUAGCCGCCGCAGACGCUCCCGGAGCCGCAGCUACGAUCGUCGCAGGUCCCGAAGCCCCUCUUAUGAACGCCGUCCUCGGAGGUCUGAGAGCCCUAAAGACUCUCGCUCUUACAGUCGACGCAGACGAAGCAGAAGCCACGAAAAUGACAAGUACAGAGGUCCUCCACGUGAACACCACAGGACACACCAUGAACCAGGCUCACGUAGCCGCUCAGCAUCCCGCUCCCCCUCCAGAUCUAGGCCCAAAGGUAAAAAGAGCCAGUCCAGGUCCCACAGCCCCGCCGAAGACUUCCACCCGACAUCCAGCUCCCAGAAACAGUCUGUGGGGCGAUCUCCGUCCCGCUCCUACUCCAGAUCCAUGUCCCGGUCACGCUCUCGCUCCAGGUCCUGGGCAGGACGCAAGUCUGGAGGUCACUAAACUCUACACUUGUCUUCCAAAGCUCUAUUUAUCUGUAUGUGAGGAUGUUUCUGUUCAGCUUUUUGACGAUGACAACUGGAGUGUGACGCUCUCGGUUUGGAUUUGUUUUUAUCAUCAUAUUUACAGAGGAAUAUGUUGCCAAAGCGAGGAGAACAAGCGAGAUCUAGAGAUUAUUUUUAGCGUAAAUAAAAAGUUUUUGUUGUGAUUCAUAGAAGCACAGUUUGAUACCCGACGAGUUUUACUAGGUCAAGUUUUUUGGACUUGUGUACGAUGCGUCUCUGAGGGUGGACAUAAUGUUACGGUUUGGCUCUGCCGAGAGUAUUUUUGUACUUUGAGUUAGCAAUAUUUAGAUGCACACAUGUUAAUAUGGGGACUGUCUCAGUUUGGGUUGUCUGUUGUAUAAAUGGUAAGUUACACCUGACGCCAUGCUCUGACUCUGCAGUAUUUAGUUGGUCUUAUUUCAGCAGACGGUCGGUAUACUUUAGGAGCCUCUUCUGUAAUUACUGAGGCAAUGGAUGAGAAAUGGAAGGCCGGUUGUUUCUUAUAAAUUAGUCCAGCAUUGUUACGAUAUUUAAAAUGAGCUGCAAGUCAUUGUUCCAUGCAUUUUGUUCAGUGAGUGAAAAAGUCAACUGAGUAUCAUUUUCCUUGUUUUCAGUGUUUUGUUAUGCAUUGUCAAUAAAGAAACUCUAUCCAUAAUUAUCCAUCUGCUCUUU
Messenger RNA from Scomber japonicus (chub mackerel), 1747 nucleotides. It is a transcript of the gene srsf10a, whose product is annotated as serine and arginine rich splicing factor 10a. Gene Ontology annotation, molecular function: RNA binding. Lineage: Eukaryota; Metazoa; Chordata; Actinopteri; Scombriformes; Scombridae. The record is from RefSeq and is a predicted model, not a curated record. Bases 270 to 1034 code for a protein of 254 amino acids. The transcript is spliced from 6 exons.